AUGGCGUUCUUAAAUCGCCGACAAUUAUCCAGCUCGCCAAUGUUAUCCCUCGUGGUCCUCCCAUUCCUUAUAUUCCUCCUCAGCUUUGCUGGGCCAGCUUCUGCCGCCGGAUCGGCCGUCCUGGGUAUCGACAUCGGCACGGAAUAUUUCAAGGCUGCCCUUGUGAAACCCGGCAUUCCUCUCGAGAUCGUCCUUACUAAAGAUUCGAAGCGCAAGGAGUCCGCUGCUAUUGCUUUCAAGCCCACAAGAGAGAGCGAUGCGCCUUUCCCCGAACGGUUCUAUGGUGGUGAUGCGCUCGCCCUCGCGGCUCGGUACCCGGACGACAUUUACAUCAACUUGAAGACUCUGUUGGGCGUUCAGUUCAACGAUGGCCAGGAUGAGGCGGUUAAGACGUACUGGAGCCGAUUCCCCGCGUUGAAAUUGGAGGCCGCGCCCGAUGGUCGUGGCUCUGUUGCUCUCCGCAGCAACCGGCUAGGAGAGGCUCAGAAGAAGGAGGCCUUCUUGGUUGAGGAGAUUCUGGCAAUGCAGUUGAAGCAAAUCAAGGCUAAUGCUGAUGCGUUAGCUGGAAAGGGAUCCGAUGUCCGUGAUGUUGUCAUUACCUACCCAGUGUUCUACACCGCGGAGGAGAAGCGCAGCCUCGAGUUGGCGGCUGAGCUGGCGGGCCUGAGAAUCCAGGCUCUUGUUAGUGAUGGACUAGCCGUGGGCUUGAACUACGCCACCAGCCGUACUUUCCCCAGCGUUUCUGAUGGCGAGAAGCCCGAAUACCAUAUCGUGUAUGACAUGGGUGCUGGAUCUACCACUGCGAGCGUUUUGCGGUUCCAGAGCCGCAAAGUUAAAGACAUUGGCAAAUUCAACAAGACUAUUCAGGAAGUUCAUGUUGUUGGAUCUGGUUGGGACAAGUCGCUUGGAGGCGACUCCCUAAACGACCUCAUUGUGGACGACAUGGCCGCCCACUUGGCUGAGCACAAGAAUAUCAAGGGUAAGGCUACUUCAGCUGAAAUCAAGGCGCACGGAAAGACUAUGUCCAGACUCUGGAAGGAUUCGGAAAAGCUUCGACAGGUUUUGAGCGCCAACACCGAGACUUCGACAAGCUUCGAGGGACUGUACUACGAGGACGUUAACUUCAAGUACAAGCUGACCCGUGCCAACUUUGAGAAGAUGGCUGCUGAAUAUUUCGCCCGCAUUGGAACCCCUGUGGAGCAGGCUUUGACAGCGGCCGGCCUUCAAUUGAGUGAUAUCGAAUCCGUCGUGCUUCACGGUGGAGCCAUCCGCACACCGUUCGUCCAGAAGCAAUUAGAGAACUUGGUCGGCUCAUCUAAAAAGAUCAGAACAAACGUCAACGCUGAUGAGGCGGCUGUGUUUGGUGCUGCCUUCAAGGGAGCCGCUUUGAGCCCUAGUUUCCGUGUUAAGGAUAUUCGCACCGGUGACGCCGCUUCGUACCCCAUCUCCUUGAAGUGGAACUCAGAUGGUAAGCAGAGAAACCAGAAGCUGUUUACCGCCACUUCCCAGGUUGGCCCUGAGAAGCAAGUCACUGUGAAAAACCUGGAGGAUUUCGAAUUCAGCUUCGCUCAGCAUGUUACCCAGGAUGAAGAACACCCUAUUCUCAGUGUCCAGACCCAGAACCUUACUGCGUCUGUUGCCAAGCUCAAGGAUGAUUUCGGCUGCACCAAUGCAAACAUUACCACGAAGUUCACGAUCCGCCUCAGCCCUGUGGACGGUCUUCCCGAAGUCAUUGCUGGCACCGUUAGCUGCGAGGUGGAAGCCGAAAAGAAGGGAAUUGUCGAAGAUGUUAAAGGCUUCUUCGGCCUUGGCAAGAAGGACGAGCAGGAGCCUCUCGGCGAAGAUGGCGAACCUCGUGAAUCGAUCACCCUCGAGCCCGAGAUGGAGUCCUCUACUACAUCCUCCACUAGUCCCGAGACCACCACCACUUCCACCAAGGACGGAAAGAAGGACACAAAGAAGGACACAAAGAAGGACGCAAAGAAGGACGCAAAGAAGGACGCAAAGAAGGAUGCAAAAGCCACCCCUCAAGUCAAGCUUGAAGUCAUCCCGAUCAGCUUGAAGUCUGUGGCGCUUGGAACUCCAGCGCCAUCAGUCGCCGAGCUUGGCCGCAUUAACGGCCGCCUUCUUGCUUUUGAUAAUUCGGACCGUGAGCGUAUCCUGCGCGAAGAGGCUCUUAACGAAUUGGAAUCAUUCAUCUACCGUAGCCGAGACCUCGCCGAUAACGAGGAGUUUAUCAAGGCAGUCAAGCCGGAUCAGCUGACCGCUCUCUCCGAGAAGGUCUCCAAGGCCAGCGAUUGGCUGUACGAAGAGAGCGACAACGCCAAGACUGCCGAUUUCCAGUCGAAGCUCAAGGACCUGAAGACCAUCGUCAACCCUGCACUGAAGCGGAUGAAGGAGAGCUCUUCUCGCCCAGCACGCGUGCAGUUGCUUCAGGACAUGCUCAAGAAUGCUGAAUCCAUGAAGGAUUUGAUUAAGAACCAGAUCGACAACGAUGAGCAGCUUUACUCCUCUUCCCUCUCAUCCGCAAGUGCCUCCUCCACCUCCACUUCCACUGAGACCAGCUCAUCGACCCCAGCCCCGGCCACUUCUGACGAGGCUGUCGAUGAUCUCGAUGAAGACCCAUACUCUACUUCUUCAUCUUCUACCACAUCUACUAAGAGUGCUGCUACGGCCAAGCCAACAGGCCCCAAGUAUUCCCUCUUCACUCCUGCCGACCUCACGGCCAUAACCGAGGCUUACGAGUCCACCAACCCCUGGCUCGAGACCCAGCUCAGUCUGCAAGAGAAGCUUGGCGAGUCCGAUGAUCCGGCUUUCACCGUCGUGGAGGUUGACUCGCGGCUUCGCGAGUUCGAGCGUAUUCUUAACCGCAUGUACGAGAGGAUGACUUCAGCCGCUGGCCAGCAGAAGAAGAGCAGCAGCGGCAACGGUAAGAAGGCAACAAAGGAAAAGAAGAAGCCCGAGGCCGAGAAGACCAAGGGCAAGGGCAAGGAUCAGCCCAAGGAUCAGCCCAAGGAUCAGCCCAAGGAGAAGGAGGAUCUUCCCAAAGAUGAGCUGUAA
Molecule: messenger RNA, 3060 nt
Organism: Penicillium robsamsonii
Lineage: Eukaryota; Fungi; Ascomycota; Eurotiomycetes; Eurotiales; Aspergillaceae
Product: Hsp70 family protein
Exons: 1
Coding region: 1-3060 (1019 amino acids)
Biological process (GO): endoplasmic reticulum unfolded protein response; cellular response to hypoxia; negative regulation of hypoxia-induced intrinsic apoptotic signaling pathway
Cellular component (GO): endoplasmic reticulum chaperone complex
Molecular function (GO): ATP-dependent protein folding chaperone; ATP binding
Source: RefSeq, a predicted model, not a curated record